Messenger RNA from Trypanosoma cruzi, 1143 nucleotides. RefSeq lists its product as uncharacterized. NCBI's taxonomy places the organism in Eukaryota, Euglenozoa, Kinetoplastea, Trypanosomatida, Trypanosomatidae. The record is from RefSeq and is a predicted model, not a curated record. Bases 1 to 1143 code for a protein of 380 amino acids. The transcript has a single exon.
AUGGUUGUCAUGGAACAAAAGGACGCGGUUGGCCCGCGUUCGCCCGGAAGCGGUCGUAUCCCACGGCGGGGCUCUUCAGAAGAUGACGAUGGCGAUGGUGUUGUCGGCACUGUCAAAAGUAAAAACCAAGCAGAGCGAAACCGCCCAAUGCGAUUGGGCGUGCGACCGCACUAUUUUCUUCCUGGUGACAUUGUUUGGGUGCGCCCCGCGGCUUUACCGUAUUGGCCGGCGGAAGUGGUUCAAGCGGAGGUAUCAACGAACAGCAUCACCGCGCGUCUUUUUGAUCCCCCGGCGUUACUCUCCUUGCAAGCGGAUGGGAACUUCUCGCGGGACCACGUCACGGUUUCUGCGACGAAGGUGUUUUUCUUUGAUCGUCUUUCCACGCCAGAGGAGGUGGAAGUGUGCAUCGAGCAGCGGCUGCAGCGGACGACGCACAACGUGUCAGCGUACGAGGCGGACUUUCAGCGCGCUGUUCUCCAUGCCAACCGGUUAGUGCGCAUCGUUCUGAGCCCGGAAAAACUUCAGCCGCGCCUUAUUUGCGGUGUGGGGGUGGUGCACAGUUUGAUGCGGACACACAUCUCUGCCCCGCGACAGCCGCACACGACAAAUUUCACUCCGCAGACCGCCGUCAUUAAGCUGCGGGUUGGUCUUGAGAACGCCGUGCGGGAUCUGCGUGGUUUUGAGUUCAUUUGGGUGUUAUUUUUAUUCUCGUACGCCACGGAUGCAGACGAAACGGGAGAUGCGAACGGACCGGGCGUUUUGGACGCCCUUCAAGGAGGAGCUCAGCGGCGACGGCGACAAGGCGCCGAAAACUCAGCCGGAUUCAAAACGAUGCUUGUGCCACCACGGGACAGCCAGCUGCGUGGGGUCUUUGCGACGCGAAGUCCGCACCGGCCAAACUUUAUUGGUAUCUCAUGCGUGCGGCUCGUUGCUGUGCAGGGGCUGGAGGUUCACAUUGCCGACCAUGACCUUCUUCACGGCACACCGGUGCUGGAUAUUAAACCGUACUUGCCAUACUGCGACGCCCACCCGAACGCGAAGGCGGGAUGGGUGGAGGAAUUAGAGAACUCUGGCCGAGUUGGCGCAGACCACAAGUAUGACAUGCAGCGAAUGCAAGUGGAUCGCAUCUUUGAGGAUGAAUGA